Ananas comosus (pineapple) is the source of this 1647-nucleotide messenger RNA. RefSeq lists its product as uncharacterized. NCBI's taxonomy places the organism in Eukaryota, Viridiplantae, Streptophyta, Magnoliopsida, Poales, Bromeliaceae. The transcript has 4 exons. The coding region runs from base 480 to 1526 and encodes 348 amino acids. The record is from RefSeq and is a predicted model, not a curated record.
CUCAUUCCUCAUCAAUCCAAUCCACUUUCUACUCCUUGCAAUUAAAGAAGGCCAAUUAAUCAUCUUAAAGAAGGCCAACUAAUCAUUUGGGAAUCUAAUUAAGCAUAUACUUGGUAGGCUCCAUGCAUGGCCCCCCAUUUAGUAAGCAAGAUCUAAAGAAUUGUUGCUUACUAUGUCACUCACAAUAAGGGGUUCAAUGACUCUGCGGCUUCUGUUGUCACUAUCACAACAGCUUUUUUUUAAAAAAUUUAUCAUCUUUGUUCUUACUCCUUAAUUAUAAGACCCUCAAUUGAGAUCAACACCCUAAUACAAAGAGAGCUUACUUUUUGGUGGCCUUUAGUUUGGUGUUUCAAUCAAACCCCUCUCUCUCUCUCUCUCUCUCUCUCUCUCUCUCUCUCUCUCUCUCUCUCUCUAUCUCUCUCUCUCUCUCCAAAUCUAAAACUUUGAUUCAAGAGAGUUAAAGGAUUGAAGGAGUAGUCAUGGGUGCAAUUGCUACCCAUGUAGAGUCCAAGUCCUUGGUAGGAGGGGACUACAAUGAUCAAACCUUUGAUUCAAUACCCAAACCGCCGCAAUCGAAUUCGCGUCCUAAUAGCAUGGUUGUCAAGAAGGUUUGUCCCCGCGAGUUCAUUCCACCACACAUAGUGGCUGAGGCCAUAUCAACACUCCAUGGAUUUGAUCUAAGAUGGUCCGGACCAAUAACUCCAAAUGAGAUGCAAUAUGUAGAGCAAUAUGUCCUUGCCAAGUACCCUCAAUACUCUCAAGGCCUCAUCGAAGAAGGCGAUAAGACUGAUCUGUACUCGCGGUAUUAUAGCUUGUCACCGUCGCCUGAGGACCCAACGAGUAGGCGCAAAUCUCCGACCGUAAGUAGCAAUCACCCCGAUCUUGAUCGGACCCAAUUGGAACCGUCUAGACUACUUGACAUGCUCACAAAGAGAUCUUCAUUUCACGGGAGCUUCAUAUCGAUACCGGAGAUCCAAGCACGGAAUCGUGUGUUAAGGCACUGUGGUUUAACCGACGAUGAGUACCUCGUGCUCUUCGCUCCUAGCCAUAGGGACGCGAUGAUGCUUGUCGGAGAAAGCUAUCCUUUCUUUAGGUAUAACUACUACAUGACGAUCAUCGAUGAGGAGGCCGACUGCAUACGAGAAUUUGCGAUGUAUAAAGAGGCGAAGGUGAUCGCGGCGCCCGAGUCAUGGCUAGACCUAAGGAUCAAGGGCUCACAACUGAGCCAGUACUUCAGGAGGAAGUGCAAGCAUAGCCCGAAGGGGCUUUUCUCCUAUCCGGCCGAGGUGCGGGGAACAAAAUACUCGAUGCAUUGGGUCUCCGAGGCGCACCGGAAUUCGUGGCACGUGCUCCUCGACGCGACCACCCUCGUGGUCGGGGAGGACCGACUGAGCGGCCUCGCGCUCCACCGACCGGAUUUCGUGCUGUGCACCCUUGAGAACACACAUGCUGGUCCUUCUAAGAUCACUUGCCUCUUAGUGAGAAAGAAGUCAUUUGAUGCUUCUCAAAAUCAAACCAUAUUUUAGAUGUCUAAAGAGGUUGUGAUUAAGGACAGCUUCUAUUGUAUCAAUAUUGAAAGAAAAAAAAAAAAGAGUUUUAGUUAAGUUUUGUAGGUUUGGUUAUUUGUAAAUUUUAUUAUUGAGAUUA